AUUCAACUCUGCAAAGACUCGGUCAUUGAUGCUAUCACUUAUACCAAGGAUUUAGACAUGUAUUUCUUCACGAGUCACGGCUAUUACUGGUAUAUCGCCGGCGGAACCUUCCCUCCUGGAGAAAGCUGUUCAUCUGCCAAGACAUCAGAUUCAUUGAUCCACACGAACGAGAAAGUGAUUUGGGUGUCAGAGGUGGUCACCGGUAAGCAUAUGUUUAUGGGUUAUGACGUGACGGCUGGGCGCUGGAAAGGCCCGGCUCAGUCUUACGAGUCCGACAAGUGCUUCCAACAGGCGACUCCGAUGUUUGUUGACUCCGACCCAUUGGACGCCAUGUUUUCGGUCGAACCGCUGAAGAUUUAUUUAUACGCCUACAUUAGUAUGUCGUCGACGAUCACGAGCUCUGCCGUCGGUUUGCGGACAACACAACAAAAACAGGACCGAAAUAUCGCCAAAAGAUGCGGUUUUAUUGUGGCCACAGAUUGCUUGUGUUGGAUGCCUAUUGUGGUGAUCAAAGUGCUGGCACUGGCGGGUGUUCCCAUCAAUGACUCACUUUACGCAGUGAUCGCCAUAUUCUUACUGCCCGUCAAUUCUGCUUUAAACCCAGUGCUCUACACACUGACCACAAAGCUAUUCAAACAACACUUCUCCAAAAUAAUGACAUACAGUCUGCGUCUACACCGCAACGGAUCCACAGGAACGGGAGGUGACCAGCAUUCGGGUACUUCUUAUUCUACGAUUAUAACGCAUUCACGGAAUACCUGCAAACGGUCAGUGCUGACCAUCUGUUCAGAAAUUACCAGUGAUUUGCGAAACACUUUUAAUGGUAUACCUCUUGUGGUGACAGACAGACACGGAAGCCGUACAGACGGACAGAGCGCGAAGUACUACGACUCCGAACCGCCAGACAUUUGCUUUGAUGCCAAUCAAGACAAUGAGUUCUUCGGAUUCCGAUCCACACAAACAGACCGACAGUUUCCUAUGAGUCCGAUGGCCAGCGCCCGACCCCUGAGCCGACACACGAGUCUUCAUAUCUCUGACUAUGGGAUCAGAAAACAGAAGACUUAUAGGAGAGACCGACAGACGACCGCUAAACACAUCAACGAAACUCAUUUGGAUCACAGAAUUCAUGAUAAAAUCGCCGGUCUAUACAUAGACGAGUCCAACAGAAUCCGUAUAAUAGAUCCGGAAUUGUCUGAUAAGACCAUUGAGUUGAAGAAUGAAAGCACAGAAUUCACUGAAAAGACACAACAGUUCCAGAAAAUUGUCGAUAAUUUUGUGACAAUAAUUCAAGAUUUGGCUCAAAGAGUGGAAAAGGAGAAAAUUAAAGCAGUUGGCUCCAGAAAUCUGUUGAAGUCGUUUGAAAAGAGACAUAAUUCUGAUGUCCAACAGUUGCAGACAUUAAUUAAAGAGAAGAAACAAGAGUUGGAAAGACUUAGAGUACAAAUGGAUUCACUAAAGCGCGAAGAAGCAGAACAAUUGGAUCUAAUCGAGCAGAUUAUGGUUCAGAAAUGA
Molecule: messenger RNA, 1512 nt
Organism: Oppiella nova
Lineage: Eukaryota; Metazoa; Arthropoda; Arachnida; Sarcoptiformes; Oppiidae
Source: the annotation of a GenBank genome assembly